This is a messenger RNA of Candida dubliniensis CD36, 3255 nucleotides long. Its product is annotated as putative DNA replication regulator. Lineage: Eukaryota; Fungi; Ascomycota; Pichiomycetes; Serinales; Debaryomycetaceae. The transcript has a single exon. The record is from RefSeq and is a predicted model, not a curated record. Gene Ontology annotation, biological process: DNA replication initiation. Gene Ontology annotation, cellular component: DNA replication preinitiation complex. The coding region runs from base 1 to 3255 and encodes 1084 amino acids.
AUGAAUCAUGAUCAAAGUUUGCAAAGUAUUUCUAAAACUGGUGCUAAUUUUUCUAUAACUGAAAGUUCAAUCUUGGCUGAAAUGGCGACAAAUCUAAAUACAGACGCCAAUGAAGCAAAUGAACACUCCAACAACAGUACAAAGAGUAAUGGUUCUGAAAAUCUAGUUGAUAAAGAUUCCAACAUAUCAGUUAUUCAUAGAAUAAAAAUCUCUAGCCUAAAAAGCAUUAAUGGUAAUAAGCUCUAUGAGAAUAACAAGAACACCAACAAUCCAGCAACCAAUGUAACUACAGAGAAAUCUAUGGUUAUAAAUAUUCUAAAUCCCAUUAGCACAAUGUCAGUUUUAGCAUUAAUAUCCAGUUCCAAUGACAAUGAGAACCUGAACUAUUUUCAAAAUAUGAAUUACUUUUGUAAUGAAACAAUCAAUUUAUACCUGUCUCAUUUGAUUGAAUUAGAACUGGAAUAUGAAUCGCAAGCAAAGGAAAGACAAAAUGAACAAGUGAUGGAAAAUGAGGGGGUGAUAGAAUCUGUUUUUGAAAAACAGAAACAAUUUGGGGUUGUUUUCCCGUUACCUAAUCACAUUUAUGGGUUUUUUAAACUUGAGAAUAUCGAAAUAUCACUGAAAUCGGCCUUAUUGAAUAAUAAAAACAUAAGAAAUGACACUAGCAAUAAUUGGUUAGAUAUUGUUUCAAGUAGUGAUUUAAUUAGUCAAUGUGAAAACCUACAUCUUGACAGUAAGAGCAUUAACAAGGAAAAGAGGAAGCCCAGUUUAGGUUCGAAUAUUGAAUUUUCCAUGAAACCACCAAUUCAAACACGAAAGCUGUCAUCAUUUUUGAGUUCAUCAUCUAUGUCGUUAUCACUUACAACGAAAGAUGACGAGUCUGAAAGUACAUCCCUAGGAGAUGACUAUCAAAUAGAAAAGAAAGUAUUUACACCAGAAGGAGAUGGGAAAGAUCAGGAGUUACCACAAAUGAUAAUAGAGAACCCAAUUGAUUUUUUGACAACCAGAUAUUACUCGACUUUGUAUUCACUAAAUAACCCAUUAAGUUAUUUUCCUAAAACUGCAUUACCAAGAUUUAAAAAUCUUUUUAAAGGCAACUUAGAUGAGAACAACAACAAUAACAAUGUCCACGAAGAACACAGCGAUUCUAGGACUAGUAAUAUAAUAGAAGGUUUGUGGGGAUUCUGGCUAAACAGUAAUGCGUUUGAUCGACGUCAUAAUCAAAAAUAUGGGAUUUUUGGUGAUAUUACAAAGGGCAGUGAUAAUGACAUGAACUACCAAGUACUGAAAGCAUUGAUUCGCAUUGAAUUGAUUGAACAGCAAAAGUUCAAAUCGCAUCACGGAUUUGAACUCGACCAACCAAUGCCCUUAUCUGAAAAUCCAAGAAAUUCAGAGAUCAUGGACAUUGACAACAAGGGGGAGAAUGAAGACCAAUUACAUGGUAUUACUAUGGAGAAAUUAUCACAAUUUAUUCUUGAUUUGAAAAUUCGAGAAGCUCAAUUACAGAUUCUAAUAAUAUUUGAGCUAUUAAACUUGAUGCAAGUGGAAGAGCAGGAAUUCUUGACUGAAAAUAUAAAAAUUCAAGAAGAAAAAGAAGCUCAAAAAUCAAAGAAUCAAAGUUUAGUACGUCGUAAACGUCGAAAGAAUAAAAAGAAACAGCCAAACUCUGACAAAGAUAUAUCAAGUCCUGCCAGUACCCAAAAUAUCGAAAAUGAAAAACAUUUUGAGCUUUUUAUGUCUUUAACUACAUAUAUUGACAGAUUAAGUUUAUGGGAUACAUUAUCAGUCAAAACUGGGGGUGCUGGUAUGUAUGGGUUUAUUGGGUAUGUAUUAGUACCUUAUUUCCAUAAAAAGUUACCUAAGCUAGUUGAAUUUGUUGUUGAGAAUAUGAAAAGCCUGAAUAUGAAACUAAUCAGUCUAAAAAGAAAGAAAAGUGAUCGAGUUGAUCAGGACGAACAUGAACAAAUUGAUAAGGAAAUGGAAAAAGGAAUAACACCACGAGAUUCUGAUACACCUAAACAUCAAGAUGACACCCACAAAACGAAACCGAGAUCAAAAUAUAGAAAAGUAUUACUAGAUAAAAACCCUCCCAAACUAUCCAAAUCUACAAGUAUAGCUGAUUCCGAUGAUUUCAAACCCUUGAUUUCUUUAAAGAAAUCCAAAUCCAAUCUUUCAGCAAAGAAUUUAUCUAAACGUGAAGUUGAUUUAAAUCUUAAACAAAGCAGCAAAGCCGAUCUUUCGAGUAUUAGUACAGUAUCACAGUCAUUUAUAUUUGGAACGAGAGCAAAGAAAUCAUUAUCGACUACUACUACGACUGUUACGACCAGUAGAUCAACGAGAACUAAAAGCGAGGCAAUGUCAACAACUCCAAUAAAACCAAAAUUAACGCAUUCAGUAUCACAGAUUGAAGCAACCCCAGCAAAGGCAAGAAAGGUGUAUAUACAGCCACAAGUGCAGGCAACUCCAUUAGAACCGGCACCAGAAUCACGACCACUACUACUGCAACAGCCAAUACCAGUUUCACCAAGCCACAGAGAAAACCAUACGAAUACUGGAAGUAUUGCAAACACAUUGAACGAACCAGCUUAUCUACUGGAAGUUGAGGCUACGCCAUAUAAAUCAAACAUGCUAGUGAUCACAACCCCGACAGACCAAUUUAUUAGGCCCAAUACCAAGCAACGACAAUCAAUCAAUGAGAAACUAUUAUCUCUUUCCAAAGACUUGAAUGUUGAGAUGACUCCUAAACAGAACAUCCUGGUUUUCUCAACCCCAAGAAAUAACUCGGCUUUUGUUGAUGAUAGAAACAACAACAAAGGAGUUAGUAAUGACAUUAAUAUGGUGAUUAAUACACCUCUACAUCGCCAGCAGUUAAUUGGAUCUUCUCCUUUGAAGUUCAGACGUGAAAGUGUUUCAAGCGUCACUAGUGUCAUCAGCAACACGAAUAACAACAAUAAUGAUAAUCUUGAUAAUAAUGGUCAUGGGAAAUCUGGACCCAAACCAGGAGAUCCUAUUGCAUUAGAAUCAUCACCGUUCAUAUCAAUUUUAAGUGAUUCUGAAAACUUGAUGGGUUCAAGACCGAAAAAGUUAUUUGAUAGUAUUUCUACUUCCCCAUACAGUAAGGACUAUGCUAACGAGAAGGUUGUCAAAGAUAACUAUGGUAAGAAAGAUUACGACUCUGAAUAUGAUUCUGAUGAAUUACUAAAUCCUUCAACUAAGCGAAACAUCAAAUCCACCUAUUCCAAAAGAAGAAAGUAA